AUGUACACGUACGUGUAUGCUGGCGUCGUGGCCCUGUCGCUGCUGGGAGGUGGGCUGGCGCAGGACGGCGCGGGCUGGUACGCGGCGCACCCCGGCAUGGCCCGCGUGCAGCGGGUGAACCAGGACACGCACCAGAUUGUCGACGAGUUCGGCCGCGCGCGCUUCUUCCACGGGACCAACGUCGUCAUGAAGGAGCCGCCGUGGCACCGCCCGGCCGAGUGGGUGCCCGGCGUGUCGUCCUUUGGCGAGCGCGACGUCCGCAACAUGCGCGACCUGGGCCUCAACGUCGUGCGCCUGGGCCACAGCUGGGCCGGCGCCGAGCCCGUGCGAGGCGAGUACAACGAGACCUUUCUCGACAUCAUGAGGGCCCAGACCAGCCUGGCCGAGGCCCACGGCAUCUACGUCCUGGUCGACGUGCACCAGGACGUGCUGGCGCGGCAGCUGUGCGGCCACGGGGUGCCCGACUGGUUUGUCAAAAAGGACUGGGUGCCCGCCUGGGAGAGGUAUCCCUUCCCGCUCAAGCUGUCGCCCUUCUCCGUCGACAAGGACGGCUUCCCGUCGCCGGCCUCGCUCUGCGGCAGCGUCGACUGGGCGCUGAGCUACACGUCGGUGGCCGUCAGCAACGCCUUUGGCCGGCUGUACAACAACUUUGACGGGCUGGGCGACGCCUUCGCCGCCUACUGGCGCAAGCUGGCGGCGGGCUACGCGGCCACGGCCAACGUCGUCGGCUACAACCUGCUCAACGAGCCGUGGGUGGGCGACAGCUGGGCCGACCCGUCGCUGCUGGUGCCGGGCGUCGCCGACCACAAGGCCCUCGAGGGGCUCUGGAACCGCGCCGCCACGCAGAUCCGCGCCGUCGACAACGACACCCUCAUCUGGUUCGAGGGCGCCACGCUCGACAUCCUCUCGGGCUUCAACAACGUGCCGCUCGGCGACGGCGCCCGCUCCGUCCACUCGUACCACUACUACAAGCCGCCGCAGCUGGGGUCCAUCGCCGACACCCUCGCCAACCGCCGCAGGGACAACGAGCGCCUCCGCACCGCCGGCGUCCUGACCGAGCUGACCUUUUGGAUGGGCGACGACCAGCAGAUGCGCGACCUGGCCGACGCCAUGGAGGCCACUGACGCCGCCAUGGUCUCGUGGAUCGGCUGGGCCUACGAGAACCUGUACAACGGCACCACGGGCCGGCCCUACCCCGAGCUGGCUGGGCACUAUGCCCGCGCUUAUCCCGCUGCCGUCGCCGGCGUGCCCCGGAGCUUCGGCUUCGAUGAGAAGUCUGCCACCUUUACGCUGCGCUUCACGGCUGACCCGGCCAUCGACGCGCCCACCGAGGUCAUCCUGCCCCCGGCCACUUUCCCCGGCGGAUAUAGCGUCCGGAUCUCUCCUGAGGGCAGCUUGCUGCAGCACAAGCCUGACGAGCGCACCCUGGCCCUGUUCACGUCCCCGGGCGUCAAGAAUGCCACUGACGUGUCUGUCACAAUCACCCGUGCAUAG
Metarhizium robertsii ARSEF 23 is the source of this 1494-nucleotide messenger RNA. Its product is annotated as glycoside hydrolase family 5 protein. The coding region runs from base 1 to 1494 and encodes 497 amino acids. Lineage: Eukaryota; Fungi; Ascomycota; Sordariomycetes; Hypocreales; Clavicipitaceae. The record is from RefSeq and is a predicted model, not a curated record. The transcript is spliced from 2 exons. Gene Ontology annotation, molecular function: hydrolase activity, hydrolyzing O-glycosyl compounds.